Messenger RNA from Myxocyprinus asiaticus (Chinese sucker), 5272 nucleotides. RefSeq names its product REST corepressor 3-like. The record is from RefSeq and is a predicted model, not a curated record. The transcript has 12 exons. Gene Ontology annotation, biological process: negative regulation of DNA-templated transcription; regulation of transcription by RNA polymerase II. The coding region runs from base 99 to 1718 and encodes 539 amino acids. Gene Ontology annotation, cellular component: transcription regulator complex; histone deacetylase complex. Lineage: Eukaryota; Metazoa; Chordata; Actinopteri; Cypriniformes; Catostomidae. Gene Ontology annotation, molecular function: transcription corepressor activity.
GCAGCUGCGCAGAGUCACUGGAGAGAGCGACUCGUUAAGUGCAGUACUGCUUACAUAUAAUUUAAUUUUCACUUAACGCAACCACGCCGACUUUGAUUAUGCCGGGAAUGAUGGGGAAAGGGUCGGAAUAUCUGGGGAAAGGUCGCUCAAAUGGCACGAAAAGCCCGUCGAACGCCUCGAAUGGACAUUUUUCAGACGAGAGCGGCAGUGACGACGAGCACGAUGUGGGCAUGCGUGUGGGAUCUGAUUACCAAGCUAAUAUUCCUGAGUUUGAUCCAGGUUCCACAAAAUACAGUGAUAAAGACAGUGGUGGCAUGCUCGUUUGGUCUCCACAUCACACAAUAGUUGACUCGAAAUUGGAUGAGUACAUUGCCAUUUCAAAAGAAAAGCACGGGUACAAUGUUGAACAGGCUCUUGGCAUGCUCUUCUGGCAUAAACACAACAUCGAGAAAUCCCUGGCCGAUCUCCCAAACUUCACCCCCUUCCCUGAUGAGUGGACGGUGGAGGACAAGGUGUUGUUUGAACAAGCGUUCAGUUUUCAUGGGAAGAGCUUCCAUAGGAUACAGCAGAUGUUGCCGGACAAAUCUAUAUCCAGUCUUGUGAAGUACUACUACUCGUGGAAAAAAACACGGUCCCGAACAAGCCUGAUGGAUCGUCAAGCACGAAAGCUGGCAAACCGGAGUAAUCAAGAUGAAAGUGAGGAGGAAAUGGAAGAGGCCAACCCCAUUGAGGCAAACGACAGUGAUUAUGACCCUACAAAAGAGACAAAGAAGGAGAGUCACACCGAGCCUCAGACAUUGAGUUCCAAGAUUGGAAUGGGACGGCGAGACCAUCAGACCCUACAGCACCGCCAUCACUCCCAGCGGUCAAAGUGCCGCCCACCCAAAGGCAUGUACCUCACACAGGAGGAUGUGGUGGCCGUCUCCUGUAGCUCCAGUGCAGCAAACACGGUCCUGCGUCAGCUAGACAUGGAGCUGGUGUCCCUCAAACGGCAGGUUCAAAAUGCCAAGCAGUUAAAUAGUGGACUUAAACAGACGAUUGAAGAUGGAGUUGAUGAAUUCCGGCUGCCUGAGUGCACCCAAAAAAUUAACGCCCGCUGGACAACAGAUGAGCAGCUCCUGGCAGUACAAGGUGUACGAAAGUACGGGAAGGAUUUCCAGGCUAUCGCUGACGUCAUCGGGAAUAAAACAGUGGGACAAAUGAAAAAUUUCUUUGUGAACUAUCGCCGGCGCUUUAACCUGGACGAGGUGCUUCAGGAGUGGGAGGCGGAACAGGGAACCCGAGCCCCCAAUGGAGAUGGUGCCAACUCUGGUGAGGAAGGAAAGAACAGCAACACCUCCUCAGGAAAGAGCACAGAUGAGGAAGAGGAGGAGGGUCAGGUGACUCCAGCGUCUGGUCCAUCUCCUGUAGCCACAUCAUCAGCUUUAACGCCCGCCAUCACCUCCACCUCUUUCAACCAGCCCCCGCCCCUUCUGCGCCCCUCCCUGCCUGCCACCCCAGCCCUACAUCGCCAACCGCCACCAUUGCAGCAGCAAGCCCGCUUCCUCCAGCCGCGCCCCGCCCUCAACCAGCCACCGCCGCUCAUUCGACCCUCCAACACCCUCCCUCCACGCCUCAACCCCAGACCUGCAGCUCCUGUUCCCAUUGCCCCGGGCCAGCAGCUGCCCACUCUAGUGGGCAUCCAGUCUGAGACGCCCCCCUCGUCUUCUCUGCAUUGACAGGUUUAUAUAUGAAUUAGAUCAUUGUGAAUACUAGAAUAAAUAAUAGUCUAUUGUUAAAUGUAUAUAUUAGGCAUGUGUUAGGUAUGUGUCUAUUUAUUUGAAAUACGACAGAUUUGUUUCAUUUUAGAUUUUGUAAUCAUGUUGUAACACUUCUAAAAACUAAAAUAUAUUUCAGCACUUUUACCUGGUUUUUGUUUGACACCAGUGCAUUCAAAGUACAGUGUAAUGUCAUACCUCUUAGAAAAAGGGUUUGCUUGUUGUUUUGUUGAUCUUCUGUCAUCUGUGGUGGUUCUCUUGUCUUGGUUACUGUGUUUAUCACAAGCCAUUUCAGCAUUUAAUAAUGUGCAGGAUAUAAAGUAUUGAAAUUUAAAAUUUAAUAAUCACUAGUGAAAAUGCACUUUUUAUAUCUGUAAUUAGGUUUGCAAUAGUAAAAUUGUUAAUUCUUUGUAUCAAAUGAUGUCAUUACUCACAGAAAUAACUAUUCUUGAUAUCAAAACUAGAAUUUUAACUAGAUUAGCAUGAAGCUAGAAAAAUGACAAUUUCAUUUUGUAAAUUUGAAUUUUAGACGUGGCAUUUAACAAUAGUUUAAGCUGUAAUUUUUUUUCAUUUACGUAUCUGGAUUUUCACUAGUAAAACUUUACAAUUAUCUGUCAUUCACUCCUGUUUGAAAUGCAGUUACAGAUAUCUUUGAUUAAUUUCAUACUUAUAUUACAAAUUCACAUGUCAUUAAUGCACUUCUUGCUUGUAAAGACAAUUUUUAUAUCAAUAAUUGUUACUAGUGCAAAUGUCCAUUCAUGAUAUCAUCAACUGAAUUACAACUAGCAAAAUUUUAUUUUUAAAAUCUAGUUUGGUUUUUAAUAAUAACUGUAAUGUUAUUGUAACUAGUAAGAAUGCUUACAAUAUCUUUAAUUACUCUUCGAUUUAGUGAUAUCUGAAAUCCAUUUCCAGAUGUUGAAAUUAAUAUUGCCAUUAGUGAAAACCAAGUUACAGAUAUCAAAAAUGAGCAUAUUUACUUGUUAGGGCCCAAGCACUGAAAGUGCGGGGGCGAGGGGGUCUGUAGCUCCCGCUUGAAAAUGGGCAUGUAAGUGGGGCUCUGUAGCACCCUCAUUUUCACCUAUAGUCACCAAAAUUGGUACAUAUAUAGUUCUCAUCAAGCCAAACAACUUUCAUACUUGCAGUCAUUAGCUCUGCUCAACAAGAAGUCGGCCAUUUUGGAUUUUCUGAAAAUCACAAGCUCUGAACUUUUAAAUACUCCUAGGGGAUUCAUGUGACUGGCACCAAAUUUGUGCAACAUCAUGCCAAGACAUUGUAGAUGCUAAAUUGCGAGCAGAUUUUUGAUGUUUUGAAUGAUGUCGCCAUGGCGAAGCAAUACAUUUAUGGCUAAAAAUGUGAAACAGGAACUUCAUUAUAUCUUCUGUGUUUUGAUGAAAAUUCAGCUGUAUGAUUGGUAAUGGGGGCUGAACACAUCAGAGUCGCUGGCCAUUAGGUCUGGGCAAAGGUUCACACAUGGGGGAAUUGGGGGGAGACUCUGUAGAGCCAUCAUUUUCACCUGCAGUCACCAAAAUUGGUACAUGUAUAGUUCUCAUCAAGCCGGACAACUUUCAUAAUUGUAGUCAUUAGCUCAGCCCAACAGGAAGUUGGCCAUUUUGGAUAUUUUGAAUAUUGCAGUCUCUGAACUUUUAAAUACUCCUCCUAGGUGAUUCAUGAGACUGUCACCACAUUUAGACAACAUUAUGCCAAGACACUGAAGAUGCUAAAGUGCCAACAGAUUUUGAGAUAUCAAACGGUGUUGCCAUGGAGAGGCAUUAAAUUAAUGGCAAAAAAUGGUAAACAUGAAGUGUCAUAUCUUCUGUGUGCAAUGUGUGAUUUAGAUCAAAAUUGAUAUGUACGUUUAGUCUUGGGGUCUAAUUACAUGAAUUUGUCUGUUUUGGGUCACGGUCAGAGCGCCACCACCUGGCAGCAGGAAGUGUAGCUCUUACAACAGACUUUAAAAUAGUCCUGUUGUAUUUACCCAAAUUGCUUCAAAAUUGUUUAGAAUAAUGCCAAAUGCAUGUCCACUUUGCAUUGUUUUCCGAAAGCCACGGGGUGAAUAUGGACCAGUUGUGCUUUGGCACAACAUCGUUGCUUGCAGCUAUAUUAAUUCAGUUGAAGUACUUAUUUACUAAGUUCAUUGCUGAUAUAUAAAUUGGAAUUUCAUCUAGCAUGAAAUUAUAGAUAUCUGUAAUUGUUUUUUAACGUGAUUGAAUGACAGAUCUUUGUGAAAUUAUACUACUAAAAAUGCAGUUACAGAUAUCAGUAAUGAUUUUACUAGUUGAAAUUCCAUUUUUGAUAUCAAGAAUGGGUAUUUCCUUGUGUAAAGUCAUCAUUUAAAAAAAAAGUUUUUUUUUUUGUGUUUUUUUUUUUACAAGUGCAAAUAUAAUUACUGAUAUAAAAAAUUACUAUUUUUACUAUUUUUUCCAUUCCUGAUGUAUUUUAACUAGUGAAAAUGUUACUGUAGAUAUCUAUAUUUCACAUCCUACAUGUGAUUAAAUGUCAAACGGGCUUGCCAUACUGUGCUUUUAUAUUUUUAAUCUUGGUGCUAUGGACUGACAGGUGAACAAAUGCCUGUCCAAAUUUUCUUGCCAUCAAAGUGCUCUUAACAAAUAAGUGGAAAUCAUCUCAAACUUUACAAUUGCUUAUAAAGAUCAAAGAAGAAAUCUUAGUUUUCUGUCAUACAUGUUCAUAAGUUGUUACGAACUCAUUUUAUCAAAUCUUUUUUUCAUUGUUGGCAAAUUCUUUUUUUUUUUUUUUUGUAACACACUAAAACCCUAUUUGGUCCCUUUCAAAAGUAAAGCACUCAUUUCAGCCUCAUUAUUAUUUUGUUUUAUUAUUUAUUUGGGUCCAUUUAUGAACCUGUCUGAAGUACUUUGAAGUGUGAAUGAUCCAGAUGUUUCAGCCAGACAUCAAGUUGUUGGGUCUUUUUCCACUGAAUUCCAAAUUGUAGGAUUCUGCAAUUUUAACAAGAGGAUAAACAUCUGAAGAUGGAGAUUACUGUGUGAACUUGUUCAGUUGUGUCAGCCUGUACAAUUUUCUCAUUAUGACUUCAUUUUCUCUCUUUUAUCAGAGUACUUGUUCUUUAGGUGUUUAAUGACCUGAUCAUUUGUGAUAUUUCUAUUUAAUCUGUCAGUUUUUAUAUACAUGUUUCUUUGCCUGUGUGCAAACCUUGGCACUUAAAAAGCUAAUUUUAAAGCUAAUAUGAGGAAGAUUUCUGCUCAUAACUGCUGUUUCUACUGUGUGCAUUUUGACUGCAGAUUGGAACAUGCUUGAAAUGUCUCAAACAAUAUGAAACCAUUCAGUUGGACGAUGUUAAGCAUUAUUUAUUUAUCUUAUGAUGGAUAUUCCUCAAGAUUUGUUUUUUAAACAGCAAAGACUACAAGAGGUGUGGCGGCAUUUUAUGUGUAAAAAAAAAAAAAAAGUCUCUUACAAGUUGUGCCUAAAGCAUGUUCAUAUGUAAAGUGUAAUGCUCUGUCAUGUGCUUGUCAUAUUGAAGUAUUAAACACUUCCACUUUGAA